Messenger RNA from Toxorhynchites rutilus septentrionalis, 2621 nucleotides. RefSeq names its product zinc finger protein 184-like. The transcript is spliced from 2 exons. Lineage: Eukaryota; Metazoa; Arthropoda; Insecta; Diptera; Culicidae. The coding region runs from base 128 to 1828 and encodes 566 amino acids. The record is from RefSeq and is a predicted model, not a curated record. Gene Ontology annotation, molecular function: RNA polymerase II cis-regulatory region sequence-specific DNA binding; DNA-binding transcription factor activity, RNA polymerase II-specific. Gene Ontology annotation, biological process: regulation of transcription by RNA polymerase II.
UUGUUUACUUCGUGUGUUGUAUUUCCAAGUUGUCCAUAAUGCAAAUUUAGAAUAGGGAAAAAUUAUCAUAUUCUACAAUGCUAUUGGAAAAAAUAAUGCUAAGUGCAUCAAAAAUCUGAUCGAGUUCAUGUGUUUACAUCCAAAUAUGGCAUCCAGUGGCGACAAAGAUGGUUUUCUAGCGAAUGUUACGAUUUUGCAAUAUUCACUUGAAAACGAUACGACAACUGAGAGUUCGAAAAAGACGGGCGUUGGUCCCAGUGCGAACACAAAAUUGGUUGAUAAAUCAGUUGCACAAACAGGCACUGUUGUAAAAAAAGAAACAGAAGAGCCAUCGGAGCCGUCUGCUUUGAAACGCCCUAUCGAAUUCAAAAGAAUGCGUAAACCAAAGCCGUCAACAUUAGGUAUGGCUCGAAAUCAUCGUUGUACCUUUGCCGGCUGUGAUAAAAGCUACACACAAGCUAGCCAUUUGAAGGCGCACGAGAUUCUACACGGAGGUUCGUUUCCUUUCCGGUGUCUCUGGGAGGAUUGUGAUCGAUCGUUUGCCCGUUCGUUUGAAUUGUCUCGACACAGACGACAACAUACGGGAGAGAAAAAAUUCAUGUGCCAUCUCUGCGGACAGGCAUUCAUGAGAAGCGAUUAUCUGUCGAUGCACGUGAAACGACACAACAACGCAUGUAAGCAUCACUAUCAGCAGCAAGAGCAUUUAGAGGCGCACGAGGAAAAUCAUUCCGGCGGAAUAAUCUGCGAGAAGGAGUCUCAGCCGGAGGAAUGCGAACAGGAAGAGCCGACUGGGAGCAAUUCAAAGUUUUUGAUGCAGAAUGAAAAUGUUGAAUUGGUUUAUGAAGAACACGAUGAAUAUAAAGAACCAUCAAAUUCGCAGAGAAAUACUGAAAGCUGCCAUGAAAGUGAUUCCGAACAAAGUUAUACGGAGGAACAUAUACAUAAUGUGACGGACGACCAUAUCCAAUUUAUGGAUAGAGAAUCAGAAAAUCAAGAGCACUCGGAAGAUCCACGUCAUUUGAUUCAGGUUUUUGAUGCAGACAUUCACUUAGAGAAGAAUCUCAUAGUUCUGGAAGAGGAUCCAGAUGUUAAUCUCCAAAUAUGUAUGAAUGAGGACCAACCUAAGGAAACAACGUACACCAAAGUACGUAAAUUCACCUGUCCAUGGGAAGGUUGCGGACGAACUUACACGAAAUCGUCGCAUGUUACAGGUCACAUGCGAGUGCAUACCGGUGAACUACCCUUCGUGUGCAGUUGGGACGGUUGCAAUAGUCGUUUUGCACGAUCGGAAUCUUUAACGCGACAUUAUCGAAAGCAUUCGGGAGAACGUAAUUUUCUCUGCCCGGAGUGUGCUGCAAGCUUUCGGAGAAGCGACCAUCUGCGUGGUCAUAUGAAGCGACACAACAUUACCAAGUAUAUAAUAGACAAAGUAGUCAAAACUCCGGAUAAAUCGAAACCGCCAUCUUCGAAACUGUCCGCCUUCAAUCAUGCCAGCAAACCCAGAAGAUGGCGGAAACCAAAGGCGCCAACAGUGGGAAUGGCUCGAAAUCAUCGCUGCACCUUCGCUGGGUGUGAUAAAAGUUACACACAAGCUAGCCACUUGAAAGCACACGAGAUUCUACACGGAAAUACAUUUCCCUUCCGAUGUCCCUGGGAGGAUUGUGAUCGAUCAUUUGCUCGUUCAUUUGAAUUAUCUCGACACAGACGACAACAUAUGGGAGAGAAAAAAUUCAUGUGCCAUCUCUGCGGGCAGGCAUUCAUGAGGAGCGAUUAUCUGUCGAUGCACGUGAAACGGCAUCACUUCGGAGCGCAUCAGAAUCAUUCCUAAAGCAACGGUAUUGAUUGAUUUAGACAAAUGAUAAUGCUCAAUAAGAGUAAACACGUUAAUGUAUUGCGGAAUCAAAUUUACGAAAUUGUUUUCGAUUUUAUUUUUCUGUUGAUCUAUCGUUAUUUAUUUCAUAUGUAAAGAGAUAUGUAGCACAUUCUAUAUUAAUGAAAACAACUAAAAAUAAAUUUUAUUUCUAUUUUUAUCUACGUACAGAACUUAGAAGUCACUGUUCGUAUUAAUGGUUAAAUUAAGGCGCCUAGAAAUAUAUCCUAAGGUGGGUCAACAUCACUAACCAACUUAGUGACGAAACGGCCUCACCUAGUACCAUAAAUCCGUCUUGGCUGUGACGUGUUAGCUUCGCAAGUAUCAUGGGACGGUAAAUUUGUCCUUUUAAGUUUAUUUCUAUUGUAUUUUAGCUCAACGUAUAUAUUUAUCCAUUGGCGUAAAGAUAAUCCAAUUAAGUUUUCUUUCUAAUCAAAACCUAGUGGAAAUUGUGGCUCGGCAAUUCGGAUGUUAGCUUCUUGAAGCUUUCUGUAGCUUUCCGAUACCGCAGUGCUUGAAUUAGGCUAUCAGAACCGGGCGAAUCACUAGGUUUCUCAUUAGAGUUGUUGAUGGUGCUGCUUCUGAUUUCCUUUGACGGAAUAUCCCUCUCGGGAUAGUCAUGUUUCCUCCCAUUAGAAAACUGAAUAGGUUCCGCGGAUGUUUUUAAUGGAUUCAACUCUUACUUUAUGUCAAUCAAGAUUUUUCGGUGAGCUUUCCGGUUUUUAUUUCCCGAGGCAUGAUCAUUGUAAAC